Molecule: messenger RNA, 1131 nt
Organism: Aspergillus saccharolyticus JOP 1030-1
Lineage: Eukaryota; Fungi; Ascomycota; Eurotiomycetes; Eurotiales; Aspergillaceae
Exons: 1
Coding region: 223-987 (254 amino acids)
Source: RefSeq, a predicted model, not a curated record
UUUCCUUUCACUACCAGCGAGAGGGGACACCGUGGAUGGUUCCUUUUCCACUGUUUUUACCCCAUUUCACUGGCGCUUUCUUGGCCAUUCCACUUUGUUAUAAUUCUUCAUCAUCCAUCUCCCUCGCCCCCUAUCGAUAGGGCAGUGACCACUCACUUAUCUCCACCCAAUCCACCGAUAACGCGAUAGCACCACUGCCCACGGGGUCUGGGGUCUGCAUCAAUGUCCCCCUUCACCUCCAUCGCCAGCUGGCUCUGCUGCAUUCCAAGCCAUAAGUCAGCCCCUUCGGCUCCUCGAGAUUCAUAUCCAGCCCACCAGCAGCCUGUCCACCCCACCAACACGCCCGACAAUGAAGGCUAUCUGCCCCCCACCCCACCUCUCCCCGCCUACACCCCCCAUCCACACACCCUCACCGAGAAGACCCUCGCCCUCCACCCACGACCGUCUUCAGCCUCCCUGAACGAGAAGUCCGCUGCAGCGACAACCUCGACCUCAGAACCAGCAUCCUCGGUUGCACUGGGGUCUGCAGUGCCACCGCCAGCAGCAACACCAUACGCACACCCAUACCCCACCGCGCCCCCAGCAGCGCCCACCCCACCACCAGCCCCUUCCUAUCCCCCAUACUACCACAACUCUACGAGCCGGCUCUUCGACCCGGACGACAGCAGCGACACCUCGUCGACGCUCUCCUUUCCCAGCACCAGCAGCUACGGGAACACCUCGACCGCGACGCGGGAGACGCCGCCGCCGCCAUAUUCGCCGCGGAGUCUGGCGACAGGGUCGCGGACGAUGUCGCCAGUUCCAUCACUGAUGUCGGAUUCGGGGCGGAGUAGUAGCAGUAGUAAUAGCAGUAGUAGUGGGGGGAGUGUUGUUGCGAGUGGGGUGGGGAGGAGCUCGGAGGAGAUGGUGCAGAUUGCGGCGCCGAGGCCGGUGGUGGUGUGGGAUGGGAGGACGACGGGGAGGGGUUGGGGAGAUCUCUAUGACUGAUGAGUGGGUAAUGUCGGUGUUGGGUGUUUCUUUUCGAUAUACUUGCAUGGGGGUAAGGUGUGCUUUGCGAGUAUAUAUACUAGUGUUGUUUCUAUAAGAUGAUGAGGUGAAGUCAUCUACUAAUAAUGGAGGUCAGUGACUUUU